Molecule: messenger RNA, 3974 nt
Organism: Pimephales promelas (fathead minnow)
Lineage: Eukaryota; Metazoa; Chordata; Actinopteri; Cypriniformes; Leuciscidae
Gene: rin1b
Product: Ras and Rab interactor 1b
Biological process (GO): vesicle-mediated transport
Cellular component (GO): cytosol; endocytic vesicle
Molecular function (GO): guanyl-nucleotide exchange factor activity; small GTPase binding
Source: RefSeq, a predicted model, not a curated record
UUUGACGGAGUAACAUAUUUAAGUGUUUGUAUGUUCACGUGUUCCUUUCUUUUGUAUAUACAUAUAUGUCUCAAUUUAUUUUAUUUUAGCAUACUGUUUGAUAACCGCGGCAAAGAAUUGAUAAAACAGUUUAGGAGAUUAUUUAUCAUUAUUAUUUGAUUUUAAAUAUUUUUGUACAAAAAUAUUUUAUAAUAUUAUUUUAUUUUGACUUGACUUGGCUAGGAUAAUAUUUUCAAUGUGUGUGUCUGCGCACGUACAGUGACUGAAGAGUUUGUGUCGCGUGGGGAAAGUUGCGCGAGGAGCUCCAGUGCGCGUGGAUCAGAAUGUGAUGAUCACGGAGGAUCGUUUAAUCAUAUCAAACUCAUCAUAUCACAUGAACAAGGAUCACCUCAUCAGAUCAAGCACAUCACCACGAGCCCGGUCCUGCUCAACCGUUCAAACGAUAUUCAACCGAGAGCGCGCCUGAAAUCACCAACCUGAUGAUGAUGAUGGACGCCAAGGUGGAGAACUAUUAACGGAGAAGAUGGAUUCGUCUCUCCAGAGGAGUUUAAGUGUUUUGGAUCGUCUUCUCCUCACACACUCCAUAUGGUUGCAGCUGUCAAUCAACCCUGACUCCGCCCACCAAAUCCUGCAGCGAGAGAUAGUCGGGACGUUUCUGGUGUGUAAGUGUAGCGCCUCCCACAGGAAGGUUCUGUGUGUGCGAGUGCAGGAGGGAGGUGUGUCACAGUAUCCCAUCCGUGAGGAAGACUCCACGUUUUCUCUAGAAAGUUCUGCCCUGAGCUUCCCUGAUCUCUGCAGACUAGUGGCGUUUUACACUAUUAGCAGAGAUGUAUUACCUUUCCCACUGGAGCUCCCCGAAGCAAUUAUACAGGCCACGACACACACCCAGCUGGAAAGCAUUUCGCAUCUGGGCUUAGAGUUCUGGAGCUCUCAGACGUCCCCUGGCCUUCCUAACGGCCCCCCUCCGCCCUCAGCGCCCCACCGGACAUCCAGAUUGAUCAGCCCAUGUUUUGUCAAUCCCCUGUUCCUUCAGCCUCCCCAACCCAGUAGAACCGCCUCACACAAACGCCACCGCUUCAAACGCAGCCUCAGGGUCCGUGUGUCCAAUGAAACCUCUCUCAGCCUGUCAGGUGGAGAAUCGGACCUAACCCAGGGGGAGACACACGGGCAAAUUGCCGACCAGGGCGGCCCGAGACGGACAGGAGGAUUGAGCGUGCUCAGGAGGACUCCGGCACUCACUCCCACUUCAGUAGAGGAGGACGAACAGAUGUUGGGACAGAUACCACCCAGUAACUCCUUACCCCAAAGAGACAACGCUGAACUCAACAAAGACACGGACAAUGGUGAGGUGUGUCUCGCUUUGGAAAGAACCCGAGCUCCUUCCCUUGCUGAACUGGACAGCAAUAGUUCUUUUAGCAGCUUGGAGGAAGAGGAAGCCCAGGACUUCGCCCACCAAUGGCCGCCUGCGGCACGCGGGACCCGUUUCCCCUCAGCGAACCCGACCUCGACUCUACGCCGCAUGACCGCUGCCUUUGUAUGUGUGUUUGCUCCUGAGCGGCGAGUUGCCCGAUUGGUGGACGAGCUCUCCCAUGAAAAACGCUCCACGUUUGGGUCAUUGGUGCAGGACUUCUUGGAGAAACAGAGGCAGGAGAUGGAGGCCUCAACGUAUAGCUCUGCUGUGGAGUUGCUUCAGGGCUUGAGGAUGUUUCUGUCCCAAGCCAAAAAUCUCCUUCUUGAAGCCGGAGAGAUUGAACCUCCAAUUGAGACACUGGUGCCUGAGAACGAGAAAGAUCUAGCCCUGGAAAAGGCUCUGUUUGGCUGCGUGUUGAAGCCGUUGAAGAUUCAGCUGCACCAGACGCUCGUAUCUCUCCACACUCAGGACGGCUCUUUACGGAGGAUCACAGACAGCUUGCUGGCCUACCAGGAGGGGGCGCUGGAGCGCCUGGCUGUGCGAGUGGGAGUCCUGGACGUUCGUGGUAUAGACCGAGCGAAGGCAAAGCUCACGCUGAUGCAGCGCAGCCAUUCGCCCAUUGACAAGGUGUUGCUUCUGCUGCAGGUGUGCAAGAGUGUGUACAAGGCUAUGGGGACGCAACCAGAUCAGGAAGUGGGGUCUGAGGAUUUCCUACCGGCACUGUCCUACGUGCUUGUUCAAUGUAAUGUCCCACAACUGCUGCUGGAGACGGAGUACAUGAUGGAGCUGCUUGAGCCGGCAUGGCUGACCGGAGAGGGUGGAUACUAUUUGACGAGCGUGUAUGCCAGCCUGUGCCUGAUCCAGAACAAGCCUGGGACCACGCCCACCUGCACUCUGACCAAUGAGGCUCAAGAGUACUUGCGGGAGUGGAGCAGGAGGCGGGGCCAAGAAGCCAAGACCCAGAAGGACAGUCAGCAGAGACAGAGGUUCAUCCGUGUGCUGUUCCAGGGUGACGGUCGCAGUGCAGUGCGGACUCUCCUCUGGAAGGCGGGGGAAAGCGUCGACGCUUUGACCCAGUCCUGCGCCGCUGUGUUCGGCGUGAGCGAGCCGCAGCACUACUGUCUGUUCUGGAGGAGUGAAGGGGAGAUGUGUCCUCUCCCGGCCCACGUUCAGCCCCAUCAGCUGGGCUCGCAGGAGGGAGCGUCCCUGUCCUUCCUGCGCUGCGAUCACGACUUCAGCAAGAUGCGCAGACUCACCAGAGGGGGCGCUGUGGAUCUGGGAGAGUCCGUGUGUGAGGAGUGAGGAGAAGCAGGUGCACAAUAUGACUUUAGAUUUUUUUUGUCACAAACGUGGCUAGAGGUUUAAUGGAUGUCACACAGUAUUUGAAUGCUGUAUAUGUGUUCAGUUCUAUGGAUGAUGAUGAUUAUUUUUUUGUGUUGGGUGUAAACAGAAAGCACAAUAGCAUUAAGAGGGGGAUACUUGGUAAUAAUGCAAAAAGCAAUAUCUGCCAAACAGGAGAUUCAGCUGUCACUUUUUGAUUGGCUUGCAGAGGUGUGUAUUGCAGAGUAAUACCAAAGUGUUGAACAUAAUACAAAAAACCUAAUAAAAAUAUAUAUGUUUUUAAACAAUCAUAUAUGUACACAUGCUCUGAGUAUUGACACUGUAUCUACACUGGAUGUGUUGCGUUAAAUCGCUCCUAUUAUAAUCACUGGAGCCGUUUGCACUGGAAGUGUGUCGCGAUGCACCUUCUGUUUUUGACACAUUUCUACAGCCACUUUAUUUCUUUCGUUCAACUGAUUUUUAAAAAAAUAUAUAUGAUAUAUUGUAUUUGAAUUGGUUGCUGUUCAUUUUAUUUAAUUUGACACUAGGAUCCAAAAGUAGUGCUCGACUGAUAUUGAUUUUUUUUGAUGGCCGAAGCCGAUAAUAAUAAUAAUAAUAAUAAAGUAUUACACAGAACUGUUAAACCGAGACUGUAAUCUAAUGAAGAAGGAAAUAGGAGUUCUGUGGCACUGGCGCUCGUAGCGCUGUCAAAAUAAAAGUCCCGCUUUCCGAACAGAGAAUCGUAUUGGCUGAUGCCGACGAUUAAAAAAUGUAUGUGUGUGUAUUAUACACACACACACACACAUAUAUAUAUAUAUAUAUAUAUAUAUAUAUAUUAAGUAAGGUUAUGAUUCAUUCUCUAAGCCACUAAUCAGCAAAAUGAGCACAUUUGUGCAUGUGAAGCGCCAUAAAGCUCUAUUACAACUUACAUUGUGCUUGAUAACAUGCAAAACUUCAUUGUAAUGCUGAUAAAUAUAUUUUUAAUAAAGUAAAAUAGGCAAAUAUCAUCUAUGUAAAUAAAUAUUAGUACAUUUUUACAGCAGUGAAUUUCAGUUGUAUACACUACUGUUGAAAAGUUGACGGUCGGAUUAGGAUUUUUAAUGUUUUCUUCAGGUCUUUCAAUGUUUUUGAAAGAAGUCUCCUAAGCUCACAGAGGCUGUGUUAAUUUGACCAAAAACACAGUAAAGACAUUAUUAAUAAUUUCUUAUUUUUAUUCAUUUUGAAAACUGAAAACAGUAAAAAA